Molecule: messenger RNA, 2510 nt
Organism: Myripristis murdjan (pinecone soldierfish)
Lineage: Eukaryota; Metazoa; Chordata; Actinopteri; Holocentriformes; Holocentridae
Product: nuclear receptor coactivator 5
Exons: 9
Coding region: 94-1398 (434 amino acids)
Source: RefSeq, a predicted model, not a curated record
UCAGCAUACAGUGUAGGAGUUGAACAAUCAGCCAGACAUUAUUUUCCUCUCUCUUUGUGGCUACACAUCUUGUGAAGUUAGAGGGAAAUUAUAAUGUCUUCGUGGGCCAAAUCGACUGGCACCGGCAGGCGGCCGCAGUCCAGCCCGACCGUCAUAGCUCAGCCGCUGCGGUCCUUUCGGAGAGCAGCGCCUUACCCCAGCAGGGAGGACAGGGCGGACGAGCGCAAGGAUGCCCUGGAUAGUUAUGAAGAGAUCGACCAAAAGCACAGCUACAGUGGAAACGUGAAGUACGAGGGGUACAAGCAUCAACAAAAUGCCAAGCCGGACGGCUGCACCCCAGCAGACAGACGGAAAAAUCUGUACCAGAGGUUUUACCGGCAGGUGCAGGAGGAGAAAAAGCCGGCCGACUGCGUGGUCCUCUCCGUCACCAACCAGUGCAUGGAUUACCCCAAAUCGCUAAGACAGUGCUUGCAGGAGCGCGGCCUGUCAGUGGAAAUGCUCUACCUUCAGGCGGAGUCGGGCCUGACCCGGGCCCUGCAGGACAUCCGUGCAGACGGCUCCCCGUUAUGUAUUCUGGUGGAGCAGACAAACGUAGCUCUGUCCUCCUGCACUGUUAUCAUAUUCUCAGAAUCCCUCAAAAUCCACCGCAACAUGCCCAAGGACCAAGCCAUGGACUUCGUGGUAGCCGAGUACGAACACGGACUGGUCCAAGAGCGCCCUCCGCCGGACCCGGCAGACAUGGCAGCGCGGGCCUCGCAGCUGCUGGAUGACUUUUUGGAUCGGGAGAAGAUCGAGCGCCACGCCGUGCCGUCUGACACCCGCCAGCUCCUCUUGCUGCUGGCCGAGGGGGUGCACCUGUACCCCGAGGAGCUGGAAACCAUGUCAGAGUACCUGCGCUCCCGGCAGGAAUACUUACAAGCCUCCACCACCGAGGGGGAGAGGGGGAACAUGUUGCCUCCAGGCCUGGGGAAGCCCCCUCCCCUGCUCCCCACGCCUCCCGGGCCUCCUCAGCCCCUGCCUGGCCCCGGGGCAGGAGGGCCGAUGCCUGGACCGAUGGACCACCAACCACUGCAGCCCACUCCUCUCCUGCCUUCACCAGGGUCCUAUCCCAAAACCAAACCUCCUCCCCUGCUGUCCCUGCAUCGGGCUUCUGGACCCUCUCUCGGGGCCCCAGCUCCACAAGGCCCCUCCGCUCCUCGAGCCCCCCCCUCUGCACACAACCCCUACGGCAGCCCUGCUUCCCGCGGCCCCCCCCACCACCACACUCCUCCAUACCACCCGGGCCCCAGGGGCCCCCUUGGGACCAGAGGCCCCCCUCCUUCUCUGAAGAGCGCCCGCCCUCCACUUCUGCCUCUCGCAGGUGUUCCUCCUCCACGACCCAACGGCCCCCGACGCUAAGAAAUGACUCAGACAGCCACACAAACACACACACAUAGACACACACACACACACACACAGAUGCACGGACUACGGUUGCGAGCGGUGUUUUGAACAUUUUAGCUGACUCUGGAGGAAAAGCCUGCGACUCCCAGCCCCUCCCACUCUGCCUGGGUGAAGCCUCCCCUGCAGCACUGAUAAAGGAUUCCCAACGAACCAGAUUACCUCUUGAAACACGAGACGUUAAACCAGUUUCACAUAAUCCGAGAUAAUUCAUGGUUAUCAUCUAUAUUUAUAUUGUUGUCGAGGAUGGCGGAUUUUACUGAUGACUGAUCAUGUCAGGUGUCAGUUUCAGCUCUUUCAAUUCCCUUUUUUUUUUUUUUUUUUCUAGUUCAGGUGUUAUUUUUAAAACAUGUCUACAGUGAAACACACACUCCUGGCCUGGGGUCGUUCCAUACAGAGUGCAGUUCUGAUUUCAUCCAGUUUGCCUCUUUAAUUGUUACAUUUGCAGCGUGAAAUGCAAAAAACUUCAUGAGCAUGGGGGCUUUGCUGCGAUUGAAGUAGACACGUUGUGUUUCGAGGGUCCACAUCAUGAAUUUCUGAGGUCUUCUACUGUUCAAUUUAAUGCCCUCGUCCCCCUCCACCCCUCCCAAAAAAAACAAGUUACCAGUGGACGGGCUGGCUCAAAACGCAGCCGCCGCUUUGUACCAAAUAGCGCAGGUUUUCAGGACUUUACACAUAAUUUCAUGCUUGAAAAUUUCAUCAGAGUUUCCCAAACGCUCUGUUUAAGAGAGCAUUUCACACAGAGGCGCUAGAAGGGUUUCUGUCAGGAGCUGCUGCCUGUGAGCGGGUGUGUAAUGGGCCUCAUAGUUUGUCUGGAUCUCCAAACUCAUGGCGUCCUCCUUCGGAGCGCUCUUUGUUCUCACCGCCGUCUGAAUGUCAGGAUAAUCUGGCGCGUUGUGGAAGAAAAAAAUCAAAAUAGUAACCCUUGGAAAAAAAAAUGUUUUCACCAUGAGGCUUGGCAGUGAGAGCAUGAUAAAUAUUAAUUGAGCAUAUUGCUCUUUUCAAGUAUCAACACCUUGAUUUAAAAAAAAAAAAAAAAAAAACAAAUUCGUACAUGAGAAACAGUUUAU